UGGCUACAGUGUCGGUCCUCGUGUUCGUGUGCGUGUGGAACGUAAACAAGACAGCGUGAUGAAGGUGGUAACCGAAGGAGAAGGAAAAAAGAAAAAAUACAACAAAAACAAGAAGAAAGCAUGGAGGAAGAAAGCCGAUAUAUCGGAAAUAGAGGCAAUAUUGGACGAUGUAAGACGAGAGGAAAGAUUUGGUGGUCCACUGGAUGAGAGAGAGGAUGAGGACCUUAUGUUCUUGGAUACUGGUGAUUAUGAAACUGGAAGUGGUCUUCAUACUGACAAAAAAGAUGCAGCUGUUGAGUUACAAUUCGAAUUGGACACGACCCCAGGAUCGUCUGCCAAGAAACGGGUUGAAACAUUUAAACCGUCUAAAAAGCCUGUUAAUAAGGAACCAAUCAAGGCUUUCAAAUUUAUUAAUGGACUUCAAGGAGCAAAAGUUCCCAUAAAGCCAAGAAUGAAGGCUGGCGUUGUGACAGCGGCCAUGCAGGAGAAGGCUAAAAGAAUAGCAGAGGAUCCAAAGACUGCAAAGAAGUAUCAGAAGAAAGUGGAAGAUAUCAGGGGAGGUUUGACAAGAAAACACCGUGUUAAGGUGACCAACUUUAAGUCCAAGAAUAAGAAGGAUAUUUGGGAGGAGGCUGAUGAUACAGUCAAGGAAUGUUAUGACAAGGGCCUUGACGAAGAUUAUUUAGAUAACAUAGCAACUUACUACAAGGCUCAGACAAAGAAGGGUCAGAAAGUUGCAGUUCCUUCACACAGACUAAAGAAGCCUUCAGCUCACCCAGCAGUUCCACUCCCUGUUGCAGGAAUGUCAUACCAUCCUACAUUUGAAGAUCACCAAGAAGCUUUGCGACAGGCCGUGAAAGAUAUAAAGAAGAAGCGUAAAAUAGAAAAAAAAAUUGCCAAAUAUAGUCCGGCAGAAUUAAAAAGAUUAAAAUCAAAAUUAAGAGCUGCCCAGAAAAAUGAUUCUUGGUCAGAAGACUUAAUUGAAAAUCAUUCCCUUAUUAAUGAUACGAUCCAAUACUCUGGUGAUGUUGAAGAGAAGAAGAAUGAACAAAAGAGGGUUAAAACUGAGAAACAAACAAAAGGCAAGAAAGGUGGAAAUAAGAAAGGUAUUGUCAAGGAAGAAGUAAAUGAAAAUACAGAAUCUGUUACAAACAUUGUCAAAGAGGAAAUGGAAGAUCUGGAGGCUGAAGAUCAACACAUUGACACUGAUGAUAAUGAAGAGAUUGAUGAAGAUGAUGUUGAUGAAGAGAAUGAAGGAAUGGAAGAUGACGAUGAAGAGAUUGAAACAGAAGAUGACCUUGAUGAAGAGAUUGAACCAGAAGAUGACCUUGAUGAAGAGAUUGAAGCGGAAGAUGACCUUGAUGAAGAGGUUGAAUUGGAGGAAGAUGACCUUGAUGAGGAGAAGGAAGUGGAGCAAGAUGACCAUGUUGAAGGGAAUGAAGUAAUGCAUGAUGAAAUUGAUGAAGAGAAAGACACCGUGCAAGACAACAACCUCGAUGGUUCUGUGGAAAUAGACAGUGAAAAAGAGAAUGCACUUCAGCCGAAGACCAGAAUCAGGAAGAGAGGAAAGAGGAAGAAGAAAAAUAGGGAAGCAAACAGAGCUACGACAAAGGCCGUGCAAAUGAGAGUGGUGAAGCAAAAUCAGGAAAUUAAAGAAAAGGAAAUCAUAACUGUCAGUGAUUUACAGAAAGGUUUAAUUCAGCCAAAGAAGAGGAACACUGGCAAUGUCAGGAAAGAUUUUAGAACGACAGAUCAGGCACAGAAUGUACAGGACAGGGAAGUAAGGCUGACAAAUGGAGUAAACAAUGAACCAGCAGUUGAGAAUACGGAAAAUGUUGAGAAUCGAAGGAGAAGAGGAAGGAAGAGAAAAGCAGCAGAUAGUGGGGGGACGAACAGCAUGAAGAUGAAAAAGACAGAGAAUGUACAAGAACAGAAAAUGAAUGUGGGAAAGAAAGAAGCUGUCAAGCAUAAAGAAAAUGUUGCGACUCAAAAGAAAAAAGCUGUAGAGAGCAAAGAGAAUGUUACGACUCAAAAGAAAAAAGCUGUAGAGAGCAAAGAAAAUGUUGCGACUCAAAAGAAAGAAGCUGUCAAGCAUAAAGAAAAUGUUGCGACUCAAAAGAAAAAAGCUGUAGAGAGUAAAGAGAAUGUUGCAACUCAAAAGAAAGAAGAAUUGAAGGAAGAAAAUGACCAUAGUGAUGAGACAAACAAUGUAGAAGGAGAGAAGACAGAAGAUGUGACUUGGAAAAAGACCAGAAGGGGUGGAAAGAAGCACAAGAAGGGCGACCAAAAGGAGGAAGAGGAGGAGGUUGAAGAACCAGUAAUCAAGAAAACCAGUCACAAGAAGACAGAAAAGCAAAGAAAACUUGAAAGAAUGAAAAAAUACAAGAAGUCCAUGUGGGAGAAGCGCAUUAAGGAAAGGGAUAGAGAAAGAAAAAUUGAGCUUGUUCCUGCGUACCUGGAUGUCCUGAGGGACAGAACACUGAGAAAUAGGGCACGUCAAGACAGGAAGAGAUUGGUUAAAAAUGAAAAGAAAUUUGCAACACGGCGUUUAGCUCCAUUAAGGUUCAUGGCUGAGGACACCACAGUCUGUGAUGGAGAUAAGUUGCCAGGCAGCCUUCGAAGGGUGAGGCCAGUUGGGAAUCUGUUUCAUGAACGCGUUAAGCACUUGCAACGAAGAAAUAUUAUUGCACCAGGUGUUGACAAGCUGUAUGGGAAAAAGGGCAAUUUGAAGAAGGUUAUUCGUCGCAAUUAUAAGGAUGACAGAACAAUGAAGAGUGUAUAUGAUGACUAGAUGAAACUGUUUACAUAUAGGAAUGUAUUUAUGAGCUUUUACAGAUACCUUUAUGUAUAUUUCAUGUGUUUAAUAAUAAUGUAAUGAUUGUAAAUGUGGUUCAACUUGAUAAAAAUAUUAUUUGAAUGUUUUUAUUUGAACAGAAGUUCAUUGCCAGUUUAAUUGGUUCAUUAUUAUUAUAGUAUUAUUAAUAUUAUUAUUAUUAUAAUCAGUAUCAUUAUUGUUAUUAUUUUUAUUAUAUUAACGUAUAAUUAUCUUUACCUAAAUUUUUAUUAUUGUUAUUGUUACAUGAUAUUUUCUUGGUAAAUAAAAUUUUAAAGAUAAUUGAAACAAGCCAUUGGUCAGAAAAAUUAUCAUCAGAUGUAUUUUUUAUGCAAAAUUGUGGAGCAAACCAGUUAUUUUUGUUUAAUGUAAUUAAGCAUGGGAGAUGGGCAGAAAUUAAAGUGAGAAAGGUAUUUUUUUUUUUAUAAGAUUAUUCUCAUUGUAUACAUAAUGAAAUUUUAUGUAUAUUGAAUUGUAUGCUUUUGUCUAGUAAAAUAUUCUACAGA
Molecule: messenger RNA, 3339 nt
Organism: Penaeus chinensis
Lineage: Eukaryota; Metazoa; Arthropoda; Malacostraca; Decapoda; Penaeidae
Product: caldesmon-like
Exons: 15
Coding region: 59-2791 (910 amino acids)
Biological process (GO): rRNA processing; ribosomal large subunit assembly
Cellular component (GO): nucleolus
Molecular function (GO): 5S rRNA binding
Source: RefSeq, a predicted model, not a curated record